AUGCGAGAGCAGAGCGAGUUUGAAAGGAUUUUAGCGAAGGUACAAGCGUGGUUUUGUAGUUAUGUGUGUCUGUUCAUCAUUGAUGAUGUGUGGGUGGUGAAUGAUAUAGACGCGAAUAUCCUUCAAAAGUUGUCUGUUCUGACUGACACUGCGGGGGGCAGCGGGGGAAGGAGGAGCAGACUACUGUACUCGACGAGGGAUAGGGAGCUGCGUCAGAUUGGUGAGCGGGUUGCUUUCGAGCCGAGGGAGAAGGUAGGGAAAGAAGCAGUUGACAUGCUUGUGCACGCGAGUGAGGCGAAUCGAGAGGAAGUGGAUGAUGCGAGUUGCAAAGAGGCCGUGGGUGAAAUACUGGAAAUCUGUUGCGGAUUGCCGCUUACCCUGAACGUGGCGGGAACGAGUGUGAGGUACAUGAGGGAAAGAUGGGAAGGAGAAGUGUCAGGAGCAUGGGGGGCGUACGUUUCGAAGAUGAAGAGGCGUAACACGAUUCGCGAGGAGAGUCCGAAGGACGGAUAUUCGUCGUUGAAUACGACAUUGCAUACGUCACUAGAUAUCCUGGAGUCCAAUGCGGGGAGCAGUGGGGAGACGGUUGGUGAAUUUUCGUUUCGAAAGAUGCACCGGAGUCUGUGCGUUAUGAAGAAGCAAGACCGGAUACCUUUGAGUUUGGUUGGAGAUUUGUGGGAGAUGGACGAGGAGCGGACGGAAUGGUGUGCAAAGGAGAUGGAAAGGGUUGGAUUAGUAGAGUUGCAGUAUGAGAAGGGCUGUGGUGGGUUGCGGGUGCAUGAUCUGACGCACGAUUUCGCGGUAGAAGAAGCGAAUAAGAAGGAGGGUGUAGAAAAGUGGUGUAAGAAGAUGGCGGAUGUAUGCAGGGCAGGAGGAGGGUUGUUUGCAAUGAGUGAGGGCCGAGACGGAGAGGGCAAGAGUGCACGGGAGGAGUAUGUUUUCGAGAACAUAUACCGUGUUCUGAGACAGGGUGGGUGUGUAGAGGAGCUGAAGAGGCUCUUUUUGAGUGCACGAUGGGUGAAGACAGUGAUACGGAGAGGCGGGGUUUGGCAAUACGAGGAAGCUGUGAAGGGAUUGAGUAGAGACUUGAAGCGGAAAAGAGGAAGCGGGGGUGUGACUAGGGGACGGGUCGAUGAGGAUGCAGUGGAUACAAUGGUUUUGAUGAUGCGGGCUGCGCGACUGAGUGUACCAUUUUGUGGUGAAAAUAAUGCCGGGAUUUACUUUCAACUAUAUGGGCGAGUGAAGCACAAGGCACGGGAUUCAGGUUGUGUGCGAAAGAUCCUUGAGGAAAUCGAGAGAUACGCACCACGGCCGUGGGUGCGGCCUGUGAGUGAGUGUGUAGCGCGAGCCGAUGGAACGUUGGUGGAGCACAUUGUCCUGCCAUAUUUCGGUACGCAAGAAAUUCAAGUGGGCAUAGAUUCCAGGGGUGAAGUGUAUGGAUGUCAGGUGGAGGAGUCCGGGGCCAAAGUAACAGUUUUCACGCAAUCUGCUGAGGAGACGAAGAUGGUUCGAUUAGAAGGCGAAUCCGAAACGGAGAGCCAAGGCGCAGGGGUCCUUGAAGCAAGCAGGCGCAAAAGGGGUGGGCCUUUGAGGGCCUGUUUUCGGAUGUGCAUUGGAAGUGUAAAAUCCGAAGUGAGUGAAGAAAAGCCGAGCGUGACGAGAGCUACCUGCUCAACUUUCUGUGAGAGGAAGGGGUAUGUUGUUAUGGGAUAUGACGACGGGACGUUAAGGCUGUGGAGUAUGUCGGAAAAGAAAGUAUUGAGAAGUUUCCGCGGUCACAGAUCGCGAGUGGCUUGCGUUGCGAUGAGUGGGAACGGAAGACGUGUGGUAUCCGGAUCGUUGGACAAGAGCGUGCGGGUAUGGGACCUGGAGACGGGAGCACAAGUCGGGGACGCGUUAGUUGGACAAAUGGGUCCGGUGUCCAGCGUUGCGAUGAGUGGGGACGGAAGACGUGUGGUAUCUGGAUCGCUUGACUGGAUCGUGCGUAUGUGGGACGUAGAGACGGGGGCACAUGUCGGGGACGCGUUAGUUGGACACACGGACGGAGUGUUUGGCGUUGCGAUGAAUAGGGACGGAAGACGUGUGGUAUCUGGAUCAGCUGACGAGAGCGUGCGGGUGUGGGACGUGGAGACGGGAGCACAAAUCGGGGACGCGUUAGUUGGACACACAGAUUUGGUGUGGAGCGUUGCGAUGAGCGGGGACGGAAGACGUGUGGUAUCUGGAUCGGAGGACAAGAGCGUGCGGGUAUGGGACGUGGAGACGGGAGCACAAGUCGGGGACGCGUUAGUUGGACACACGGGUCCGGUGCACAGCGUUGCGAUUAGUGGGGACAGAAGACGUGUGGUAUCUGGAUCAGCUGGCGAGUGCGUGCGGGUGUGGGACGUGGAGACGGGGGCACAUGUCGGGGACGCGUUAGUUGGACACACGAAUUUUGUGGUUAACGUUGCGAUAAGUGGGGACGGAAGACGUGUGGUAUCUGGAUCGGAGGACAAGAGCGUGCGGGUGUGGGACGUGGAGACGGGAGCACAAGUUGGAGACACGUUAGUCGGACACACGCAUUGGGUGGAGAGCGUUGCGAUUAGUGGGGACGGAAGACGUGUGGUAUCUGGAUCGCGGGACAAGAGCGUGCGGGUGUGGGACGUGGAGAGAGGGAUCACACUGCACACCGGGAGGGAAGAGGAUUGGGAGGAAAUCACGAGUCGGUUCCUGAAGACAAGAGACUUGGGUACUGCUUCUCGCGCAGGACGAACACCAAUAUUUUCAAGGGAGGGAAGAAUUGUGCAAAGGCGAGAGGAUGGGUCUGAGGCUGUCUUGGCCCAGGUGGAGAGUCAAGCACGCUUGCAUAUAGACCACGAUCACGGGGUCGCAGUCGGACGGGCGGGUCAGUUGGUUGUUAUCAUGAAGCUAGUGUUGUAA
This is a messenger RNA of Chondrus crispus (carragheen), 2916 nucleotides long. Its product is annotated as WD40-repeat containing protein. The coding region runs from base 1 to 2916 and encodes 971 amino acids. The transcript has a single exon. The record is from RefSeq and is a predicted model, not a curated record. Gene Ontology annotation, molecular function: protein binding; ADP binding. Lineage: Eukaryota; Rhodophyta; Florideophyceae; Gigartinales; Gigartinaceae.